AUGCCGAAGCGAAUGAGCUUGGACCUGUUGAUUUUUAACUUAGCUGUUGUUCUUAAAGAUUCACUGUUUGAAAAUCAAACUCACGAAAAUUUCGAAGCUUCUUUCGCACCAAAAGCUCGCGUUACACUACAUUUGGAUCGAGUUAAUAGGAAAUUGUGUCCAAAACUAAGGUAUUUUGUUGUAUUUUCAUCAGUAUCCUGUGGUCGUGGGAAUCCGGGUCAAAGCAACUACGGUAUGGCAAACUCUGUUAUGGAAAGGAUAUGUGAGAAUCGAAAACGAGAAGGAUUGCCAGCUGUGGCCAUCCAAUGGGGCGCAAUCGGUGAAGUUGGUUUGGUAGCAAAAAUGCAAAAGGAGAAUAAGGAAUUAGUGAUUGGUGGUACUCUUCAACAAAAGAUUUCAAGCUGUCUUGAGGUGUUAGAUGUUCUAUUAAAACUAGAAGCGGUUGCCCAGGUGUUGGGAAUCAAAGACAUGAAAACCAUAAGCCGGUAUACGAUAUUCGCAGAACUCGGUAUGGAUUCGAUGAGGGUUACAGAGAUUGUUCAACUUUUAGAGAAAGAUUUUGAAAUUUACGUAACAUCUAAAGGUGUGAGAAACUUAACAUUUGCAAAACUGACUGAAAUAGAGGCUGAGAAAAUGGGUAAAUCUGAAGAAGUUGUUAGCCAGAAAUUAAGCAAAAACUUUCUCAUUCAAUUUAUUCCCGAGAGAGAAAUUAUUCAGUUGCCAACUGUUAAAUUGAUUAGCCGAGUGGAUUCACAAGGGGAAGCUCCAACUGUAUUAGUGUUACCAGGAGUAGAAGGUGUCUUCAAACCACUAGAAUUUUUGACAAAUUCAUUUGGAGUACAGUACAACUAUAACAAAUCCGAGAACAAUAUUGAAGAAAUUGCACAUAAUACGCUACCGCACAUCGAAACUUAUUUGUCCAAAAAAAUCCCCUUCUACAUUAUUGGAUAUUCUUUUGUAACUCUAGUCGGUUUAGAAAUGAUCAGUUUACUAGAAGAGAAGGGGUACAAUGGUAUCGUGAUUUUGAUCGACGGUUCACCAGCAUAUGUAACUUCUUCUUUAAAAACACAAUUCGCGCACGAAACAGAAGUCCAGUUCCAAACUGCGAUUUUGACCAAAGUUUCUUCUUUUGUGAUUUCGUUUGAUGUAUUUACGCAAUAUGAGGAAGCGUUGCUGAAGUCCAAAGAUUUUGACGAACGAAUGGAUUUGUUUUUCAGUUUGAUACCUCCUGAAACAAGGAACAAACAAAAGUUAGAAAAGCAGGCAGGGGUUGCGGUGUACAACCGUCUUAAGGCUGCACUUAACUAUACGUUUAAAAAUAAGAACAUUAAAUCGACUGUACAUCUGUUCAAGGCAAAAUAUCCCAUGGUUGACGAAGAAGAUGAUUAUCAGUUAUCAAAUGUGUGUGAUAACUAG
Messenger RNA from Zophobas morio, 1416 nucleotides. RefSeq names its product fatty acid synthase-like. The coding region runs from base 1 to 1416 and encodes 471 amino acids. The record is from RefSeq and is a predicted model, not a curated record. Lineage: Eukaryota; Metazoa; Arthropoda; Insecta; Coleoptera; Tenebrionidae. Gene Ontology annotation, biological process: fatty acid biosynthetic process. The transcript is spliced from 8 exons. Gene Ontology annotation, molecular function: fatty acid synthase activity.